ACAAAAUAAUAUCACGUGACGUAAGUGGGCGGUCCUCCGACAGCGCUGCUGAAAAAAGCCAUUUUCUGGCGCUGCUGCUGCAAAUUUUGUUCAAGUCCAGAUAAAUAUUUCACCUGGAUCGUAUUGUAGAGCAGGGAACAACUUGGAUGCCAAAACAGAUCCGUCCACAUGGAGAAAAUGCAACCCAACCGGAUUAAAAUCACAGACCUAAACCCACACCUCACAUGUCCACUCUGUGCUGGUUACUUAAUUGAUGCCACCACCAUCGUCGAGUGUCUACACUCCUUCUGUAAAACUUGCAUUGUUGCCUUCCUCGAGACAAAUAAGUUCUGUCCUCGAUGUGACGUCCAGGUCCACAAGACGUGUCCACAGCUCAGCAUCAAGGCCGACAAAACCCUACAAGAUAUUGUUUAUAAGCUCGUUCCAGGUUUAUUCAAAGAUGAAAUGAAACGGAGGCGAGACUUCUACGCAGCGAACCGUGAGCUGGAGCCAGGGGAAGUGGUGGAGACAUUCAACAUCGCAGAGGAUGAAAUCAUCAGUUUGUCCAUACAGUUCUACGAGAGGAAUAAAAACGAGAAGCAGCGCUCAGAGGUGGACGGUGACAAGGCCAAUGGUAAACGCUUCCUCCAGUGUCCAGCAGCCAUGUCCGUCAUGCACCUAGCAAAGUUCCUUCGGAGCAAGAUGGACAUUCCCAACAACUACAAGGUGGAGGUUUUGUAUGGGGACGAGCCCUUGAAGGAUUACUACACACUAAUGGACAUCGCCUAUUUCUACGAGUGGAGAAGAACUGGGCCCAUCCCUCUGCAGUAUCUGGUCAAACCCAACCGGAAGCGCAGGAGGCCAUCAAAGUCCACGGCUCAGGGCCACUCUGAUGGCGUCAACACGAGCCCGGCCUCGGAGACAGACUCCCAGAGCGACAAGGUCCACAGUCCUGUGGCGACCCAGCCAGCCCGUCCCUCCUCACAGUCCAACCCGGCAACUUCCCAUAACUCCUCCCCCACCGUUCAAAGCUCCAACGGUACCGCUGUGUCCAACAGUGCUCCACGACACACUCACACCUCCAAACAGGGCGCUAAUGCUCGCAAGGUGACUGUCAACGGCACAAGCUCUGGAGCAGGCAAAGAGGAGACGAGGUGCAGCAACAAAAGCAGUUUGCCCCCGGCCACCUAACAUGUGACUGCAACAUCGGGAGGGAAGUGUUGGAAUUUCUCUCUUUCUUUUUUUUUUUUUUUCUUUUUUUUUUGUCUUCUUUCUUUGAAGUCAGUUCAAAUUUGUUCUUCUGGACAAACGCGGAGCCCAGAUUCCUGUUCUCACCUUCCAACAGCAGAGACUGAACGUGCAGCCAAAUGGACACCUGUCUGUGUGUGUGCACGUGUUAUGUGUGAUAGACUAGAAGGAUGCACACAUACACAAACUGUACAAUGGGUAUCAAAUGUGAGCAUGUGCGCGUACAUAUGUAUAAACUUAUCUUUUAUACAGAUAUUGUAAUUGGUUUUCUAUGUUUAUGCAGUGGCUUCCUUUCAUUUCUGUUUCACAGCUGUUCAUUCGCUUUGGAUUUGUUCCCGAAAACAGGUUAACACCAAAUAUUGGAAACGCCCUAACAGUUUGUCCACUGUUCAGUACCAGGAACUUUCAGUACUAGACAACUUUUUUUUUUUUUUUUUUUUUUGGAACUUAUUUCGCAGAUUUUUAUUUUGAGUGUCCGUCACAACUAGGUAAGUACAGAGUGACUGUCUGAAAAAUAAAGGUCCAGGACUCCAGGUCUGAUUCCAUGGCUGGACUUCCUGGUCAGUUCAUUGGUCUUUGAGAAAAAAUGUGGCCAUUGGUAACCAGCAAAAGAAGAAUAGAACCCUAACCCUAAUUAGGUAUUCUACUUUUUUUUAAAUAAAAAAUGAACGUGCGUUAGGGAUGACCACAAAGUCUUAAGGCCUAAAACUUUUUUGUACUGUUUAUUUUUAUUUAUGUUUUUUGAUGAGUGUUUCCACUAAAGGUUUUGGGACUGUUUUUUUAAGGCUUUAAAGCAGGAAUCUUCACACACCUACAUUCAGAUAACCUGUUACCAUCAAAAACGGACUUCCCGUUUGAAUAUUGAAUAUGAAUUCUGGUACUUAAAGUCCUGGUACUAAAAUUAGGCUGUUAAAUUUGGAACAAUCCUGGUACUGCCUGCUGUGUAAAUAUCCAGUAUGAGUUAGCAGCACAUUCAGACAAAACUGUCAAAGCACUUUUUUUUUAAAUGUCGGAUCACAACGUCCAAGCCGAAAAGUAUUUUCCAACAAGGAAACAAUUCUAUAUCAACAGUAUCAAGCACUACCAUGGAGUUAAGUCACAGGACAGGUGCGUCUUCUGUCGGUUCAAUAAUAAUAAACAAGAAGGGAUUUUGAACGUUUGGUUGCGUCUGUUGUAGCUCCAUUGUCAACAUUCCUCUUUGACAAAGUUUGUUGUUUUGCAGCUAUAUGUGCAUGUCAAUAAAAAUGUUUAAAUAUAAGGUCUGUCUGAUCUGACUCUUCUUGUUUGACUUAAUUGAGCUUCUGUUUAUUUUAUAGGGGACAGUAACGGGCAGGGGCCAGUAACAAAACAAAUCAAACAUAAAAAAUAAUCAAGAUUAUUAAUGUAUUAGGUGAAAGGAUUCAGACAACAAAUACAGUUGAAUUUUAAAACUAUUUAAAACGUACGUAUUUUCUGGACUAUAAGUCCCUCUGGAGUAUAAGUCUCACCAGACAUAAAAUGAAUAAUGAGGGAAAAAAAAACAUAGAAGUUGCUCUAAAGUAGGGUGCACUUGUACCCUCUAGCAGUUGACUGUGUGAAAAUAAAAAUUUUCAGUGGUACAGGAGUAGCAGAUACUGGUACACAAGCCUCUGAUUGGAUGGCUUUGUCGAAGGCAUUCCUCUCUGAUGAGGAUGGUCUUGUCCUUCUUCUUGGAGUCUGACUCCAAGAAGAAGGACAAGACUCACCGAUUACCCUGACCUUUGUCACUCAGAUAUAAUCCAUAUCUUAACAUCAUUAUGUCUAUAGAAACCAUCCGUAAUGUGCAGAAAUGUAAUAUAACGAGUCAUUAUAAGCUAGAUAACUCACAGGGACGCAGGCACUCACGUACGACUUAUAUAUUAAAAUAUAUAAUUUCACGUGUCGUUAUUUUCACACUGACAGCCGCUAGAGGGCACUCUAGGAAAUAAGGUCUGGAAAAUAUGGCAUAUGGUACCGAAAGCAGCGCAACCAGGGAAAAGGUGAGAUGGGCAAGAAUGGAUGAAAAGAACAAAUAAAUAAAUAUUACCAGGCCUAUAUUGGUAUUGGUUGAUAUCGGGUUUAUAAGGGUUUAUAUUGGACAUCCCUAGCUCAAGCGUUUUUAUCGUUUUCUACGCCAACCCCGAGCCUAUGUUUGCUCAUGGCUGGUCUUGGUGGUCAACCCACCAAGUCAAUUUGUGUGGACCGCGGAAGCUUAAAAAGUGAAAAAGGUUUGUUUGUCACACAGCAAGGUACAAUAUUUGUAACUUCAAAAAAAUAAUAAUCUAUUGCAGAAGCAUUAUAGAGACUAUAGAGUCUUUCAGUUAUGACAGGCCCUUCAAGAGGAAGAGAAAAUUCGAUACGGUUGCAUAGAUAAAGAAAAUAUUGAGAUUUUGACAUUUAUUUGCUUCGCUGCACCACUCUUGUAAUGGCUUCCUGUCACAUAGAGGGGCCUGUUUCCCCCACUUUGGGAACCACUGCCCCCCCAUAGAAUGUAUGGUUUCCACAUCAUGUGGCCAUUUACACUAUUUUACACAACAGAAAAUCCACAGUGAGUCCAUGCGGCGUUCUUUUAUAACUGUUAACGAGAGCAAUCACACAUUUAUAUCAGCAUGUUAUUAAGGUGUGUACCAUCGAACAUAAUAGUAUCUAAUCUACAACACGAGAGCUGCCAACAAUCAUCGAAUGGCUAGUCAGUAUUUAUUCAGGGUACACUUGAUGGUCAAUCUUCUUCUUGUUGAAACGUGAGAGAAUAACAUGUUUUUCGAAAGGUAGUUAUGGUCAGCUUUUUUUUU
Messenger RNA from Cynoglossus semilaevis (tongue sole), 4016 nucleotides. Its product is annotated as polycomb group RING finger protein 2. The transcript has 10 exons. NCBI's taxonomy places the organism in Eukaryota, Metazoa, Chordata, Actinopteri, Pleuronectiformes, Cynoglossidae. Gene Ontology annotation, biological process: negative regulation of transcription by RNA polymerase II. Gene Ontology annotation, molecular function: metal ion binding; promoter-specific chromatin binding. The coding region runs from base 169 to 1170 and encodes 333 amino acids. Gene Ontology annotation, cellular component: PRC1 complex. The record is from RefSeq and is a predicted model, not a curated record.